Chenopodium quinoa (quinoa) is the source of this 1029-nucleotide messenger RNA. RefSeq lists its product as uncharacterized. Lineage: Eukaryota; Viridiplantae; Streptophyta; Magnoliopsida; Caryophyllales; Amaranthaceae. The record is from RefSeq and is a predicted model, not a curated record. The coding region runs from base 511 to 831 and encodes 106 amino acids. The transcript is spliced from 3 exons.
AAUGAUUGUUAACAUUGUAGAAUGCAUGUUUUUAGUUGCAUUUUAAUUGAAUUAUUAUUUGAUAUUUGAAUAGAAGAGAACUUAAUAUAAUUGCUUACAGUAAUACUUAGAACUAAUCUUCUAUUUACUUGUAUUGUGUGUAAUCUAACUUAUCUUACAAGAUGAUAAGAGCCACUAAUACAUAAGCUAAUUAAUAUACUAAUUAUGGCCGCAAGUGAUAUACAUUAACUUUUCUUUUCUUUCAAAGAAUUCAUGGUAAUAUCCAACAAAUAAUUAUAGACGGAUUUUCAUUCAUGCUUGACUUUCAACAAAUGGAUAAAUUUAAAAUAAAAAUUAAAAAAAUCCAUAUUUAAACAAUCUAGCUCUACCAUGUUGGUUGCCAGAUAGUUUUACUAAUUAUGUAGUGAUAUUACAAUUAAAAUUGCUUAUAAAUAGGAAGGAUUUAGCUUACAUAUAUAAGACAUAACAUACAGUAUAGUCUCCAUAAUAUCAUUAAAAGUGGAGGGAAAAAUGGCUUUCUACAAAUCCAAGAAAAAUGUAGUAGCCAUUCUUUUCAUCCUAGUUUUAGUGCAAAUCAUGGUUGAUGGAACUAAAGUUGAUUGUGCUGAUAACGGCGAACCAUGUGCACAUUUUUUAGGAAUUACUGAUUGUUGUGUGGGAUAUAAGUGUAGCAAAGGUGCUGGUUACAAAUGUGUCCGAGACCCGAAGCAACACUGCUUGGACGAGGGGAGAAAGUGUAAUCUAUUUUCCAGUUGCUGUGGAAGAAACAAGUGUACACCAGAUAAACCAUAUCAAGCAUUUACUGGUCGUUGUGUACCACCAAAAUAUUGAUUUAAAAUAUCACAAGGCUAUGAAUUGAAGGUUCUUAUUUCAUUUGAGUUUGAUAGAUUGGCUAUUAAUUAAGAUGCUUCUUCCUAAUUAAUCAUUAUAAACUUGGUGAUAGCCAAGGUGUAAUUCUUUUCCAAAUGGGAUGUAAGCUAAUAAAAUUUAUAUUUUUGGUAAAAUUUUGUAUUUACUUAAUUCAAUUUU